Messenger RNA from Plodia interpunctella (Indianmeal moth), 2379 nucleotides. RefSeq names its product scheggia (gene sea). Gene Ontology annotation, biological process: mitochondrial citrate transmembrane transport. Gene Ontology annotation, molecular function: citrate secondary active transmembrane transporter activity. NCBI's taxonomy places the organism in Eukaryota, Metazoa, Arthropoda, Insecta, Lepidoptera, Pyralidae. The transcript has 5 exons. The record is from RefSeq and is a predicted model, not a curated record. Gene Ontology annotation, cellular component: mitochondrion. The coding region runs from base 123 to 1070 and encodes 315 amino acids.
AAAUCGUGUAGUAGUAUAGUGUGCGUGCGUGGGCUGUAUGUAGUGUGUAAUUUUUUAUUGAAGGGGAAAGACGUCGCAGUCGCUGUCGUUGUUCCACCUGAAAGUGCGGUUGAAAAUAAAUCAUGUCAAGCACUGGAAACUUUCGAAAUCCGUUUUCUCGACCAUGGAUGAAAGAUACUGGUGCAGCGGCUGCGGCUGGAGGGGGAGCUGUUGGGGCCAAAGGUGUAGUAGCCGGUGGUAUUACAGGAGGCAUUGAAAUUUGUAUCACAUUCCCAACCGAAUACGUGAAAACACAACUCCAAUUAGACGAAAAAGGUGGCACCAGGAAGUACACCGGCAUCUGGGACUGCGUCACAAAGACUGUCAAAGGCCAUGGCUUCUUCGGACUGUACAGAGGGCUCAGUGUGCUCUUAUACGGGUCCAUACCGAAAUCUGCCGUCAGAUUCGGUGUGUUCGAACAAGCAAAAGAGUUUAUGGUGCAAGCGGACGGGACCCUAUCGACGGCAGGCAAGCUCGGCUGCGGCCUGGCCGCCGGCGUGGCCGAGGCUGUGUUCGCCGUGACCCCCAUGGAAACAGUCAAGGUCAAGUUCAUCAACGACAUGAGGACUGAGAAGCCGAGGUUCAAGGGUUUCUUCCACGGUGUCAGGACUAUUGUUAAGGAAGAAGGUGUCGGCGGAGUGUACAAAGGCGUCACAGCGACAGUGAUGAAGCAGGGCAGCAACCAGGCCAUCAGGUUCUUCGUGAUGGAGUCGCUCCGGGACUGGUACAAGGGCGGGGACCGGGACAAGCCCGUGCCGAAAUACAUCGUGGGGCUGUUCGGUGGUGUUGCUGGUGCGGCGUCGGUAUUCGGCAACACACCGAUAGACGUGGUCAAAACACGAAUGCAGGGACUCGAGGCGGCAAAAUACAAAAAUACAUUGGACUGCUUCCUCAAGAUCUGGAAGAAUGAGGGCCCAAUCGCCUUCUACAAGGGAACAGUGCCUCGACUCAGCAGGGUCGUCUUCGACGUAGCCAUCACCUUCACAAUAUACGACAGUAUCAUGGAUGCCUUCAACCUGGUGUGGAAGUAGUAGAGUACCGCCGUUUUGGAAUUAAUUUGAUCCUUAGGUAUGAGAAUCGAAGUUUGACGAUGACAAAAUGGCUGUGGUGACGUCAUUUUAGAAGUGUAAGUAAAUCGCAGGCGAUUUCAUAAGCGACUUCGUUUUUGUGUGAAGUGGAAUCCUAUUGUUUUUUUACAAUACAUGAAUUAAAUAUUCGAUUUCAAUAUAUCGUGUAUAAUUUUUUCGCUAUAGCCAUUUUGACUUCGUUAAAAUGAAAUUAGGGAUUAUUAGUGCUUUAUGAAAAAGUGGUGAUCAAACAAUUCCAGAAUGUAACGUGCUUUGGAGAUGUACAAAUAUAUCUAUCGAGCUGCGCUCGGUAUAGUUUUAAGUAGGAAUAUCGAAUUCUUGGGUGUGGCAUGCGCAUUUUUCAUUUUACAGACGCAACGAUUACGUAUACGAGUAAAUACUCAUAAACGUAAUCGUUUCGCAAACGUAUCUUAUUACAUGAGUAUUUCGAUAGGACACUCUUAGCUCCUACCCACACGGGAAGGAUCCAAGUUUUUGUGUUUACCAUUAUUUAUGAAGAGUAAAUAUAAUCUAAAAACAACAAAAAACACUAUGAGAGUCAUAAAUACUUCAUUGGACUUUAUUAGUCGAAUGGGACUUCUGCCGUGUUACACCCGAUGGUUUUUUACGCGUCAAAGAUAUAUUUUUGUAGGAUGCUUUGUAGGCGUUGUUGAUAUAUUAUUAAGGAUAUUGACUAUCAGGGUUUCAUUUUCUCUUCCGGAUUCUAUAUUUCAUUAAUUUUAUUGAUUUUUUUGACAUCUUUAUUAACUUUUGAUAUAUCGCAUUUUCAACGAUGGGUUUUAUUUACUGACUGUACGAAGUACAUUUUUGUUAAUUUGUUGACGUGAAAUUGUAACAAUGAUUUUUGUUAUCACAAAUAUUUAUGUGGAUUUUUGUAUUGUAACUAUGUUAUAGCUUGGUAUUUACAGUCACAAAAACUGUCAGAAUUUACAAGUGCUUGUGUUACAUAAUUUUAUAAAAGCUUGGCUUCGUUUAUUUAUUUUUUUAAAUUGUUUUACUUUUGUAACUCUAGUCUCUCUUUAUGGAACUGUUACUAUGAUAAAAUCAAAUGCAUUUUCUUUUUUACUCCGCAUUUUAUCGUGUCCUUUUCAAUUACAAUAGUUUCCCCUUAAUGAAUUAAGGUCAUUCCAGAAUUUUUAUUGUUUUAUUUACGAACUGUAUUUUUUAUUUAUUUUUAGUUCUACAUCGAAUGUUGAAAUGUUUUGAAUUUAUUAAUGUUUUCAAUCGAAUAAAUGGUAUAUUGAGUAUUUGA